GAGCCGGGCAGCUGCAGCGGAGCCGCGGAGCGGGCGGCGGGGCCGGCGCGGUGCGCUCGCGCGCGGGAUGUGAGGCCGCCGGGCCGCAGCGCGCACGGACGCUCGCACGGGCGAGGGCGGCGACCCCUCGCGGACGGCCGGCCGCGCGCCGGGCCGCGGACCCGCUCCCGCGCUCGCCCUCGCGCGCCCCGCGCCCCCAGCGCGCCGGCGGGACCAUGAAGAAGUUCUCGCGGAUGCCCAAGUCGGAGGGCGGCGGCGGCGGCGCGGCGGGGAGCUCGGCCGGCGGGCCCGGGGCCGGCUCCGGCGGCGGCGGCUCGUCCGUGGGGGUCCGCGUGUUCGCCGUCGGCCGCUACCAGGUCACCCUGGAGGAGUCGCUGGCCGAAGGUGGAUUCUCCACGGUUUUCCUGGUGCGGACACAUGGUGGAAUCCGCCAUGCAUUGAAACGAAUGUAUGUGAAUAGCAUGCCAGACCUCAACAUUUGUAAAAGGGAAAUUACAAUUAUGAAAGAGCUGUCUGGUCACAAAAAUAUUGUGAGUUAUUUGGACUGUGCUGUUAAUUCAAUAAGUGAUAAUGUAUGGGAAGUGCUUAUCUUAAUGGAAUAUUGUCGAGCCGGACAGGUAGUGAAUCAGAUGAAUAAGAAGCUGCAGACAGGUUUUACGGAGGCAGAAGUGCUGCAGAUACUCUGUGAUACCUGCGAAGCUGUCGCAAGAUUGCAUCAGUGCAAGACUCCAAUAAUUCACCGGGAUUUGAAGGUAGAAAAUAUUUUGUUGAAUGAUAGUGGAAACUAUGUACUUUGUGACUUUGGCAGUGCCACGAAUAAAUUUCUUAAUCCGCAAAAAGAUGGAGUUAAUCUAGUAGAAGAAGAAAUUAAAAAAGCCCCUGAAAUGAUCAACCUUUAUGGAGGGAAACCCAUCACCACCAAGGCUGAUAUCUGGGCACUGGGGUGUUUACUGUAUAAACUUUGUUUCUUCACUCUUCCUUUUGGUGAGAGUCAGGUUGCUAUCUGUGAUGGCAGCUUCACCAUCCCAGACGAUUCUCGCUACUCCCAGAAUAUACAUUGCUUGAUAAGGUUCAUGCUGGAACCAGAUCCAGAGCGCAGACCUGACAUAUUUCAAGUGUCCUAUUUUGCAUUUAAAUUUGCCAAAAAGGAUUGUCCAGUUUCCAACAUCAAUAAUUCUUCUGUUCCUUCCGCUCUUCCUGAACCGAUCAUGACUGCUAGUGAAGCAGCUUCUAGGAAAAGCCAAAUAAAAGCCAGAAUAACAGAUACCAUUGGACCAACAGAAACCUCAAUUGCACCAAGACAGAGACCAAAGGCCAUCUCCACUCCUGCCACUCCCAGUGUGCUGACCAUUCAGAGUUCAGCAACCCCUGUGAAAGUCCCCGCUCCUGGUGAAUUCGGGAACCACAGACCAAAAGGAGCCCUGAGACCCGGCUGUGGCCCCGAGCUGGCGCUGGGUCAGGGCCGCCGCAGCCCGCCGCAGCAGCCCCCGCAGCAGCACCGCGUCCUGCAGCAGUUGCAGCAGGGAGACUGGAGGCUGCAGCAGCUCCACCUCCAGCCCCGGCCCCCGCAGCCGCCGCCGCAGCUCCUCCAGGACGCCUACGGGCAGCAGUAUCAGCACGCAGCGAGGCAGCAGCAGAUGCUCCAGCAACAGGUUUUGCUGCAUUCCGUGUAUCAGCCGCAACCUUCUGCAUCACAGUAUCCUGCAAUGGUGCAGCAGUACCAGCAGGCGCUCCUGCAGCAGCAGGUGCGAGCUCAGCGUCCGCAGCCCCAGCCCCAGGCUUCACCCGAGUUUCUCACGUCCCCUCAGGAGUUCCCGCCAGCCUUAGUUUCCUACACUUCUUCCCUCCCGGCUCAGGUUGGAACCAUAGUGGACUCCUCUUAUAGUGCCAACAGGUCAGUUGCUGAUAAAGAGGCAGUUGCUCAUCUUCCAAGUCAGAGGAACGUCAGUAACCCACCUGACAUGUCGGGGUGGAACCCUUUCGGAGACGAUAAUUUCUCCAAGUUAACGGAAGAGGAACUGUUGGACAGAGAAUUUGACCUUCUGAGAUCAAGUAAGGGACACUUGAAGGCUUAUUUUGCUUCACAGUAAAAUCACAGCUCUAUAAUUAUUCAGCAAGGCCAAAGACUGUUUUGAGGUGGUAAAUAGAAAAUUCUUUUUGCGCAUUUGAGGGCAAAAAUCAGGCCGUCUUUUACGUAUACUGUCGAACUAUGUUGCGUUCUUUUGAAAUCAAUUGCUUGAUUAAACCCAGGAUUGCUAGUAACAUGCUGAUUCCUAGCACUUAAAUACUGCAUAUCUUUGAAUGUUAAAUUCGGAAUAUCUCUAAAACAUGGAAAAUUGAUACUUAAAUGAAAAGGGAGAUAUCCGAAUCUUGCUUACUAAUCAUUUUGCAGCUCUCUUUUCUUGCACACGCAGUAGAAGACACUGUGGGUCUGAGAUGCCCUUUGAAAGUGCCUGAAAGAAAACAUGGGCUACUACAUUAUGUUAAUGUUCUGUAAUGCCCUUUUAAUGAGUGCUGACAUAAAAGGGCUGCUUUGUUGUCCUGAUAUGGCAAAAGUUAAAUAAAUUAUUUUCCAC
Mustela erminea (ermine) is the source of this 2576-nucleotide messenger RNA. Its product is annotated as BMP-2-inducible protein kinase-like. Gene Ontology annotation, molecular function: ATP binding; protein kinase activity. Lineage: Eukaryota; Metazoa; Chordata; Mammalia; Carnivora; Mustelidae. Gene Ontology annotation, biological process: protein phosphorylation. The record is from RefSeq and is a predicted model, not a curated record.